CUGGAGGUCAGGAUCGCGUAUGUAACUUCCACUGCGAAAAGCUACGAAAGCGCCAAAAGCAGCGAGUUUAACGUGAAGCGACGCGCACGACUUUUGAACCCUUGCCUCCGCUGGGCCGAUGAGCCGCCAGCGGUGAAAGCAGAAGCCCGUGGAAAGAACCGAGACGCCGCCGAACCCUGUGCGUCCGGUUUGUCCUACAAAGGCGCCGGGAGUUUGACAGCGGCGGGGACGCGAGUGCGCAGGCCCGACGGGUCAACGGGGGACACUACAUGAGACGAUAAAAAACGCGUGUGUUUGUUACCCGAGAGGAAGAGAAGCUCCACCAUGAGGAAGGACGUGAGGAUUCUGCUCGUAGGGGAACCCAAAGUGGGGAAGACAUCACUGAUUAUGUCUCUGGUCAGUGAAGAGUUUCCUGAUGAGGUUCCCCGCCGAGCUGAAGAGAUCACCAUCCCAGCUGACGUCACCCCAGAGAGGGUGCCCACACACAUUGUGGACUACUCAGAAGCAGAACAGUCAGACGAGCAGCUGUAUCAAGAAAUAUCCAAGGCAAAUGUUAUUUGCAUAGUUUACUCCGUCAACAACAAGAAGUCCAUUGAGAAGGUGACAAGCCACUGGAUCCCCCUCAUAAAUGACCGAACGGAUAAAGAUAGCAGGGUACCAUUAAUCCUCGUGGGCAACAAGUCGGACCUGGUGGAACACAGCAGCAUGGAGACCAUCCUGCCAAUCAUGAAUCAAUACCAGGAUAUCGAGACCUGUGUAGAGUGCUCUGCCAAAAACUUGAAAAACAUCUCUGAGCUGUUUUAUUAUGCCCAGAAGGCCGUUCUCCACCCGACAGGACCCCUGUACUGCCCAGAGGAGAAGGAGCUGAAGACCUCUUGCAUUAAGUCUUUAACUAGAAUCUUUAAAGUGUCUGACCUUGACAACGACGGAAUCCUCAAUGACAAUGAGCUCAACUUCUUCCAGAAAACGUGUUUUAAUAUGCCGCUGGCACCACAAGCCUUAGAGGAUGUAAAGAACGUGGUCAGGAGGAACAUGGGAGACGGAGUCAAGGACAAUGGACUCACUCUCAAAGGCUUCCUGUUCCUGCACACGCUCUUCAUACAGCGAGGUCGACACGAGACCACCUGGACCGUGUUGAGAAGGUUUGGUUAUGACGAUGACCUGGAACUCACGCAGGAAUACCUGUACCCCAUGAUAAAGAUCCCUCCAGACUGCACCACGGAGCUUAAUCACAACGCUUACCUCUUCCUCCAGAGUGUGUUUGACAAGCACGACAAAGAUAGAGAUUGCGCGCUGUCGCCAGAGGAGGUGAAGGACUUGUUCAAAGUGUUUCCCUACAUGCCAUGGGGUCCAGAUGUCAACAACACUGUUUGCACUAACGACCAGGGAUGGAUCACGUACCAAGGAUACCUCUCGCAGUGGACGUUAACAACAUAUCUAGAUGUACAGCGUAGUUUAGAGUACUUAGGUUACCUGGGCUACUCCAUCAUCUAUGAACAGGAGUCCCAAGCCGCUGCUAUGACAGUGACGCGCAACAAGCGGAUUGAUCUCCAGAAGAAACAGACCCAGCGCAGCGUCUUCCGCUGCAACAUUCUGGGGGCGCGGGGUAGUGGGAAGAGCGGCUUCCUCCAAGCUUUCCUUGGCAAAAAUCUGCAGCAUCAGAGGCGGAUUAGAGAAGACCACAAGUCCCUCUAUGCCAUCAGCACAACCUAUGUGUAUGGCCAGGAGAAGUACCUGCUGCUCCAUGAGGUGAUGCCAGAUUUUGACUUCCUGUCAGAGGAGGACUUAGCCUGUGACGUGGUCUGCCUGGUGUAUGACAUCAACAGUCCAGACUCUUUUGAAUACUGUGCCAAAGUGUACAAGCAAUACUUCAUUGACAGCAAGACGCCAUGUGUGCUGAUCGCGGCCAAGUCAGAUCUACAUGAAAUACGGCAGCACUACAGCCUUUCACCGCACGAGUUCUGCCGUAAGCACAAGCUUCACCCCCCCCAGCCGUUCACGUGCAACACGACCGACGCACCCAACAAAGACAUCUACACCAGACUCACCACCAUGGCCAUGUAUCCUCACGCCUGUCACCGCUGCAUGUGUCCCUGCAACAGGUGCACCUAUUGCCUGUGUCAGAAACUCCUCAAGUUGGAGCUGCUGCGCAAUAUAAAGGCUCAACUCCGCAGGGUCGUUUUCAACAGGUUGUGUUUGUUUGUGUGUGUGUGGGGGGGGGGGGGGGGGGGCUGCCUGCUGUCAGAGGAGGAUUUCAGCCUGACACAGCAGGUUGCAGCUGUCUCCAGCGUGGAGGGGUCCGUCUUUAUGGAGGGCUCUGCUGUGCAGCUAGUUCCCUCAGACAGACACAUGGCUCAGGCAGAUCUGAAGAACUCCACCUUCUGGCUGAGAGCGAGCGUCGGUGCCACCGUGUUUGCCGUGCUGGGCUUCGCCAUGUACAGAGCUCUGCUCAAACAGCGGUGAUCAGACAGCAUGACACAACUACGUCCCCCCCGGGUCCCUCUGUUGACUUUGCUCAUCCCCUUCUACCUGAAAGACUCAAAGACUCGACUAACCAAACGACCAGGCUCAUCGCCUCAACAUCCUCCCCGUCAUCCCCGAACAAGAUCAAAAAUCCUCGGUACAUUUUAUAUGCAAUUUAAAAAAUAAUGAGUUCGGGUUAUUUUUUUUGUGUUUAAUGUUGGGGAAAAGGUGGACAGCCUCAUUUGAAAUAUCAGUUGUGAAUCACUCUGUUAAUGCUGACAGUCUGUGAUCUGUUGGACGAGUUCGGAUCAGAUCCUUUACCAGCUCCUGGAUGUUUUUCGGCUGAUUCAGAUAGUGUUUCCCCCUCAGGUCAGUAUUAUGAGUUAGAUGGUUGGAGAGCAAAGAGAAGCAGCCAUACAGAGAAACACCACAAAGGGACGUGAAUCUGUUUUUAGUUGUGUAUAUGCAGUAUAUCAUGUAUGUAUUCCUUAAACAAUUUUAGGAGCAGCCCCGUAGUCGGCAUCACAAGCCAGAAGCAACACGGUGUUAGUACGAACAGUGCUACAUCUAACACUGGAAAAUGUCAUGCACUUGUUUAUUUCGCGUGUUAAUUUAUUAACCUGUUUCUUUGUUUUCUCGUCGGUUAAGUGCAUGAGAUGGAGGGACUUACAUUUUCUAUGUAUUUUUGUAUUUAGUAUUAUCAAAGCUGUCCUCGUGGUUUAUCAUUUAUGACUUUCCACUUCUGUUUUUUUUUUCUGGUUUUCAAAUAGAGCUUUGUCCCUCAUAUUAUAUUUUUAUGAAUCUAGAGGCACCAUAGAGCAGGGGUUAUGCUAUUAACAGCCAUUCAGCUCACCUCCUCCACCUUAAAACCAAGGAAGUGUUUCUCGUCAAUCUCUUCUCCGAACAUUUAAAAUGGAGAAUUGUAUCUGGUACAGCCGUACGCGGGUUCUGGAUGAAUCGACUGCUAAUUUAACAACAAAAUAAAGUGGUUUUAAAUAUCUGUAAUAAAUGACAUUUACACCCUC
Pleuronectes platessa (European plaice) is the source of this 3488-nucleotide messenger RNA. It is a transcript of the gene rhot1a, whose product is annotated as ras homolog family member T1a. Lineage: Eukaryota; Metazoa; Chordata; Actinopteri; Pleuronectiformes; Pleuronectidae. The record is from RefSeq and is a predicted model, not a curated record. Gene Ontology annotation, cellular component: mitochondrial outer membrane. The transcript is spliced from 21 exons. Gene Ontology annotation, biological process: small GTPase-mediated signal transduction; mitochondrion organization. The coding region runs from base 325 to 2463 and encodes 712 amino acids. Gene Ontology annotation, molecular function: GTP binding; calcium ion binding; GTPase activity.